AUGAGGACGGGCGUUAUCAUCCAUCAGGAUGUAGUCAGGGCCAACAGCUCCAGCGUAAGGUCUGACGUAAACAUCGAGGAUAUCAUCCAGAAAGAACAACGGAGCAUAUUGAAUGCCAUGGUUGAAGGCAAAGACUGUUUGGCCAUUUUGCCAACUGGUUUUGGCAAAUCGCUGCCUUUUCAAGUCUUCAUUCCACUUAUGCGCGAGAUGAACCCCGGAUUUAGUGCUGUGAUAUUAGUCUGCUGUCCUUUAGUUGCACUAAUGCAGGGCCAGGUGAAGAAAAUAUCAACUGUACCGGGUAUAUCGGCAGCGUACAAAGGUUUAAGUGAAGAAAGUGACAGGCAGAUACUCAGUGGGGAAAUAUAUGUCAUCUAUGCAUCUCCAGAAUCUUUGAUAAGUAAUGCUGUUUGGAGAGAAGAUAUGAAGAAAUUGAAUAUACAAAACAUAGUCAUUGAUGAAUUUCAUACGAUUGCAACAUGGGGUGAAGACAGAAUGGGUUCAAAGAAACAAGCAUUUAGGAAGUGGUUUUCGCAUGUGGGAGAAUUAAGAUUUUUAUUUCCAAAAGCCAGUGUUAUCGCACUAAGCGCAACAUCUACAGUAAAAAUUCAGAAAAGAGUUUCAAAGCACUUGUCGUUUGGACCAAACACAGUAGAAAUUGUUAUGUCUCCAAAUAAAGCUAACGUAAAACACUCAAUAUUGAAAGUAUCCAGUGAUCUUGAAAUGACAAUGUCCUGGCUUGUGGAUGGAAUUCAACAUUUGCAGAGUGACUUUCCCAAAACAUUAUGGUACUGUUCUAGCAUUAAUGCUGUUUCUAAACUUUACACUUAUCUCAUUAAGGAGCUGCAUGGCACAAGUCCUCUUAUUGAACUGUUUCAUUCAGAAACACCCAUUGCCAAAAAAACUGAAAUUGUCAAUUGCUUAAGUGACCAGAAUAACACUUCAAAAAUCAGACUAGUGAUUUGUAUCACUGCAUUAGGGAUGGGUAUUGAUGUGUCCCAUUGCAACAGUGUAAUUCUGUUCGGAAUACCCGAAAAUAUUGUAGACUUAGUGCAAGAAAUAGGGCGCAUUGGAAGAGAUGGGGAGUCAUCAACUGCCCUUAUUUUGUUUAACGCCUAUCAUCUGCGUAGACUUGACAAAUCCAUCAAAGAUAUCCUACGUUCACCUACUUGUAGACGAAUAAACAUUACGAAACAAUUUUUGAGUGAAUCCAAUUUAAGUGAACUUGAACAGGACGUUAAAAAACAAACAUGCUGCGAUGUGUGCCACAAACUUCGUAGUUGUGGCAAUUGUGAAUAUCUUUCCUUGGAGAAACUUUUUGAACAGAGUGUCAUUUCCAACUCAGGCAGUAAUGAGACUGAAUAUUAUUUUGGAAGUUCAGAUAAUGACUUCUUAGAUGGCACACUUGACUUAAAUUCAUGUUAUGUCUGA
Ostrea edulis (European flat oyster) is the source of this 1428-nucleotide messenger RNA. Its product is annotated as ATP-dependent DNA helicase RecQ-like. The record is from RefSeq and is a predicted model, not a curated record. Gene Ontology annotation, molecular function: nucleic acid binding; four-way junction helicase activity; ATP binding. Gene Ontology annotation, cellular component: chromosome; cytoplasm; nucleus. Gene Ontology annotation, biological process: double-strand break repair via homologous recombination; telomere maintenance. Lineage: Eukaryota; Metazoa; Mollusca; Bivalvia; Ostreida; Ostreidae. The transcript is spliced from 4 exons. Bases 1 to 1428 code for a protein of 475 amino acids.